Penicillium verhagenii is the source of this 501-nucleotide messenger RNA. RefSeq names its product Zn(II)2Cys6 transcription factor domain-containing protein. Bases 1 to 501 code for a protein of 166 amino acids. Gene Ontology annotation, molecular function: zinc ion binding; DNA-binding transcription factor activity, RNA polymerase II-specific. NCBI's taxonomy places the organism in Eukaryota, Fungi, Ascomycota, Eurotiomycetes, Eurotiales, Aspergillaceae. The transcript has 2 exons. The record is from RefSeq and is a predicted model, not a curated record. Gene Ontology annotation, biological process: regulation of DNA-templated transcription.
AUGGGCGACGCAACCCGGCCAUUCAGGCCUAUUGCUCCCCGGACCUCAACUCCAGGCGGCGGAGCUGGAGUUGGUCCGCCCAACAAUGGAGGACCUUCAGAUGAAGGUCGAAUGAAAAGGGCCUCAACGGCGUGUAAAGAGUGCCAAAAAAGACGAACAAGGUGUAGUGGGGUGCCUUGCACUGAAUGUCAAGCGCAUGAGCGAGAAUGUGUAUUCGACGAAUUAUCCGACAGGCGCCGUAAAGCCUCAGCGAAAAAAACACAGGAAGAGCUCAACAACCUGCGAGAUUUCUUGGAUCAGUUGCUGGGAGCAUUUCGCAGCAAUGAUAGUCAGGCCGUGCAACAUCUUGUCAACACCAUCCGCUCCGGGGCAUCACACGAGGAAAUCCACCGCGCCAUCCUCGAAAUCCACUCGCAAACAUCCGGAUCCCCAUCCCAUCCAGCCAGUUUGGAUCCCAACGUCAUAAGUGAUCACAUGAAUAUCUACUUCAGAUCUUAUUGA